AUGGUGUUGUAUCAUUACAGGAGGUUUGCCGGUGGCAUCACGAGAACGCAGCUUGAGACGUUCAAGUUUGGGUUCUGUCUUUUAUCACCAAUCGCCCUCAUGUACUGGGUAGGUAUUGACUCUGAUAAGAAGUUCAACUUGCCUGGGUUUUGGCCAGAUCCACUGACGCUUAACCAGAUUCCUAAGGAACCUCAUGAGAUCCAGGCAGAGGUGGCUAGGAUUAGAAAAGCCAGGGCUGAGAAGCGUGAGCGCUUAGAGGCUAAAGCCAGAGAGUUGGGGAUCACGGAAGAUGAAAAUUAG
Molecule: messenger RNA, 300 nt
Organism: Candidozyma haemuli
Lineage: Eukaryota; Fungi; Ascomycota; Pichiomycetes; Serinales; Metschnikowiaceae
Gene: PET100
Product: Pet100p
Exons: 2
Coding region: 1-300 (99 amino acids)
Biological process (GO): mitochondrial respiratory chain complex IV assembly
Cellular component (GO): mitochondrion; mitochondrial inner membrane
Source: RefSeq, a predicted model, not a curated record